CUACAUCACAAAACACGUAGCCACCAAAAAAAUAUAUUUUCCACAUUUCUCACUUGGCAACCAAUCAGAGAGAGAGAGAAAGAAAGAAAAGGAAUUAGGAGGAGGCUGGGGAAAUGGCACACGCUAUGGCUUCAAUGGCGGGUCUACAUGGCUCUUCGCAGGCAGUUUUGGAAGGCAGCCUCCAGCUAAGCGGUUCGACCCGCUUGAACGUCGCGGGCGGAAUCCGAGUUUCGGUCAACAGGCCCGGGUUCACUGUCAGGGCCCAACAAGGGUCCACUGAGCCCGAGACCACCGGCCGUCGGGCUAUGCUGGGCCUUGUCGCCGCAGGAUUGGCUGCUGGGUCCUUCGCUCAGGUUGUGCUUGCCGAGGCCAAGUCCAUCAAAGUCGGGCCACCUCCCCCUCCCUCCGGUGGAUUACCUGGAACCUUGAACUCUGACGAGCCGAGAGACCUUAACCUGCCGCUGAAGGAGAGGUUCUUCCUGCAGCCACUGACCCCGGCUGAGGCAGCGCAGAGGGCGAAGGAAUCAGCCAAGGACAUUGUUGGUGUAAAGGAAUUGAUUGACAAGAAGGCUUGGCCCUAUGUCCAGAACGAUCUGAGACUCAAGGCCGAGUACCUUCGCUACGAUCUCAACACUGUCAUCUCUUCCAAGCCCAAAGAUGAGAAGAAGUCCCUCAAGGAACUUACCGGAAAGCUCUUCCAAGACAUCAGCAAUCUGGAUCAUGCUGCAAAGAUCAAGAGCAGCCCUGAAGCAGAGAAGUACUACGCCGAGGCUGUAUCUACCCUCAAUUCUGUUCUUUCCAAGCUUGGUUAAGAGGAGUUAAAUGUAUGUUAAUGUAAUCUUGUGUAUGACAUUUUGUUAAUUUGUAUGUUGUUUAAAAGGGAAUCUAGUCGGAAAUGACUCUUUCUGUAUGUUUCAGUUUGUGAUUUCUUCCUCUAAUUCGCGUGCCAGAACUAGACCUUGAACCU
Molecule: messenger RNA, 967 nt
Organism: Morus notabilis
Lineage: Eukaryota; Viridiplantae; Streptophyta; Magnoliopsida; Rosales; Moraceae
Product: oxygen-evolving enhancer protein 3-2, chloroplastic
Exons: 3
Coding region: 114-812 (232 amino acids)
Biological process (GO): photosynthesis; photosynthetic electron transport chain
Cellular component (GO): photosystem II; chloroplast; extrinsic component of membrane
Molecular function (GO): calcium ion binding
Source: RefSeq, a predicted model, not a curated record